AUCUACUCAAACUUCAGCUAGAUAGAUUGCACUUCUACUUCUCUACUUCUAUCUUUCAACUUUUGUAUUGGCUACUCUUUUAAAAUACUACCCGUCUGGAGAUCUAACUAGCUUCUUUUCUGUCUUUUAGAUACGAAAGCAUUUCAUUUCAUACCUGGUCAACGUAGAGCUGUUAAACUUGUUUACAACGGAUACGACUUUUGUAAAUUGUUAACCAAUUCAAGAGGCACGAAGUGGGUGUGCGCUAAAAAGACAUCCAAGAAGUGUAAAGCACGCAUUCGCCUAAGAGAAAAUCACCAAGUUGAAGUUUUAUAUGGAAAGCAUAAUCAUGGACUGAGUAAAAAAACGUGAAGAGGCAAAGAGUAAAGCAUAAGCUAAUCUAAGUAGAAGCCUUCGAAAAUUGAUAAUAAAACUGUGAAAAUCAAUGAAAUCACGAAGUUUUGCAUUCGAAUUUGAAGCCUCCUUAAAUGAUAAGUUAAAGGUGUUAGAAAUGUAAAGGUGAUGGGUCCUAAAAUAUCGUAUCUUUAUCUACUUCUACGAAAAUACUUGUUCUAAUCAAACCAUUUUUUAUAUUCAGAUCCUAUGGAUGAUUGUCUGACUCCUAUAAUGGCUGAUCCAACAAAAUUUCACUAUAUGGAACUAAUCCCACCUACAAAUAAAAACAGACGGCCCCGAAGGAAAUGCCGACUUUGUUACAGAAAUAAGAGGCGACGAGAAACAGCCUACAUUUGCGCUGCCUGCCCAGAUAAACCAUCUUUAUGUGUGCGGAAUUGCUUUCGACUAUAUCAUGAAGAGAUCUUCCGAAAAGGUGGUUUUCUUAGGCAUUCCAAGAACAAAUCACAGAAAUACGGAUAGAACGGAAUUUAGAUUUGAUGUAAAGCCAGAUUUGUUUUUAUUGUUAUUAUAUGUGACUACGAA
Molecule: messenger RNA, 918 nt
Organism: Hermetia illucens (black soldier fly)
Lineage: Eukaryota; Metazoa; Arthropoda; Insecta; Diptera; Stratiomyidae
Product: piggyBac transposable element-derived protein 4-like
Exons: 2
Coding region: 583-855 (90 amino acids)
Source: RefSeq, a predicted model, not a curated record